AUGCGAGUCACUGGCGAGCGUGGCAUCACAGGCGAUGGUGGUGCAACAGGUGAUACUGGUGGGGUCAGUUUGAAGUGGGGGCACGUGGGGGGAAGGGACGGGAGUGGUGAGAGAAAGGAUGACUUGGAAGCGGGAGAGGGUACGGUGGAGAUAGAGAGGGAGGACGGCAGGGGAGAUGAUGAUGUUGCUUGGGUGCAAGAUGUCAGUUGGGCUGGAGAUGAUGAGAACAAUUGUGAUGGUGCUGAUGAGGGACAAAAGGAGGAUUCUAAGCUAUGUGAGGAUCCACAACAGCAUACGGACAGUGCAAAGACCAGUAUGGAUAUGGCUGACCGGCAUGGUCUCGUUAGACCAGUAUAUCGUGCUCUAGUCGCGGCGACGAAACGGCUCGCAUCGGAAAUCGAACGGCACAAAACUACCGACGUCUUCUCUCUGUCCGAGGUUUCAUGGCUGCAAGACAACACGCCAGGCGCCUUAAGAGCCAUCAAGCGAGGCAGGGACGCCUCUUUGGCGCUGCUAAGGCAGGAAUUUCGAAUGCCGCUUACAGGAGAGCCAGGCUCCGUACAAGCUCAAGAGGACUGGGGUCAACGUCUGGAUCAAGCCCUUUCGCUGCUUGCUGUGUUGAAUCGACGGCUGGCAGUGCUGCAGACACAUUCUGCCUCCGAUCACAGCGACAAUCUGAGCCAUGGCGUCCGAGUGGAAGUGCAGAGCAAGUUCCAAGUCAUGGACCAGAUCCAUUUCGGCGCUCUCUACCACUACAGAGUCCGCAUUCGUAAUGAGGGAGUGAAUGAGCCAGUGCAGCUUGUCAGCAGACAGUGGGUUAUUAAGGACUUCGAUGGGAACAUACAGGAGGUUAUUGGACCUGGCGUUAUUGGCAAGCAACCCAUCUUGGAUCUUGUCCGCGCUUCUCACAUUCUUAUCAAGCACCAAGGCUCCCGUCGUCCGGCAUCUUGGAAGGAUCCCAAUGGAGAGACAAUAGGGCGAACCACGAAGGAGGCGGCGAUUCAGCAGCUGCUGGCGAUUAGAGAACGCAUCGCCAGUGGCGAGCUGGACUUUGGCCAGGUUGCCAAGACUGAAUCGCACUGCAGCUCCGCCAGAAACAAUGGAGAUCUGGGCUGGUUCAGCCGAGGCCAGAUGCAGAGACCGUUUGAGGAAGCGACGUUCGGGAUCAAUGUGGGGGAGAUGAGCGGCAUUGUGGACACGGACAGCGGAGUGCACAUCAUUCUACGCACUGGAUAA
Molecule: messenger RNA, 1236 nt
Organism: Closterium sp. Yama58-4
Lineage: Eukaryota; Viridiplantae; Streptophyta; Zygnematophyceae; Desmidiales; Closteriaceae
Source: the annotation of a GenBank genome assembly